AAUAAAAAAUGUUCAAUUAGAUAAAAAAAAAAAGAAUUUAGUAUAGGUACGUGCGUAUCCAACGAGUAACGGCACCGAUUAUGCAAUCAAAAUCUUCGACCAUUUUACCAAAGAGUGCUUAGAGUUGAUGUUAAAACAUACGUCUAGUCGAAACGAAUUAAGACAAUUUGGAUCAUUCAGUGAUUCUGAGCAAAAAGAUAACUUGACAAAUGAAUAUUUCGAAGACACUUUUCACUCAACUUUUGAAAACGAAUUGCAAUUUGAAUUGACAAAUGAAGAGAGUGAAACAGCAGAUAAUGGCGAAUUAUAUGAAAAUACAACGAAAACCAAAGAUCAGAAACAUAAACAGCCAAAUGCUACUCGUUUAAAAAGAAAUCGAUCUUUACAAAUAGCUAUGGGAGAAGCUGAAGAGAUUACAGAAGAAGUUCGGCUUAAUAAUUCUAAACUUGUUAUUCAUAGGAGAAAACCGUUAAAACAAAAUACCAGAUUUCUUGAAAGCCUCUCACCGAGCAUUGAUGAGAAAUAUUUUGAGAAUGGUAAUUCCAGUAAAAACAACUGGUCAAAUGUAAGUGAAAGUGGAGUCAGCGAUUUGUCGAACAGUGAAAACGAAGGUUAUAAAAUAGAAACAAAUCAAGCUUUUCCAUCUUACCGAUUAUCGAACGUGGUAAGUCAAAAGAAAAGCUUUAGUGCCUUCUUAGAGCCCAAUUCAACCCAAAAUAGUUUAAAAAAUAACCCUGGAAAACAAAAUGGCGGGGAAAAUCAUUACAAAUCUGAAAAGAUGCCCUCUUACUAUAAUCGUCAAAGUCAAUUUACUCCGACUUUUAUCGGAAAUACCGGAAGCUCUUCAAGAUUGUCAAAAAACUCUACGAUGCCAGCAAAACUUGCCCCCGACCAACAUAAUGUUCUAGGUAGAAGCAGCGUAAAUAGAACUUCUUCUUACAGUCUUUCUGGUUCAAACAGCAAUGUAAAAAACUUAGAGAUACCUUUCGUGGCAAACAGAGACUUAGACCAAUCAAAACACAAAGCAAAUAAUCUUGCGUAUGAAAAUAGUAUUAUGAAGCCAUCCACUGAAAAAUCAAUUGUUUUAGAAAAUAAAUACUCGGACAACAAACGAUCUCGUGAUAUCUGUUUUGUAACAACAGAACAAAAUACAAACGUUGCAACACUAAAAGUGGAAAAAACUAAAUGGAUUUUAGCUAUAUUGAUAUUAAUUGUUGCUGUUUUUUGCGCAGUUGGGGGUUUUAUUCAUUAUUAUGUUGGGCAUUAUCCAGAAAAAGAAUAUCUUAAUCAGGCCGAUGUCUUGCUUUUAGACUCUUUAUCUGAAUUUUGUGGUGGGAUAACAGCAAAAUCUAGCGAAGAGAGUGGAAUUCGAAUAAUUAAUUUUAAACUCAUUACUAAUCAAAAUACACUUAAAUAUGCAAAAAGCGAACGAGCAACAAUUUUUCCCUCUUCUUUUUGGAAAAGACAAUUUAAAUUUCUCAAAGGGAGUUAUGUUCGAUUCAAAAUAGUUACCGAUGACGAAAUAGAAAUGUUUGUGUUUGUCGGAGAACAAAACUUUACUAUUUGGUCGCAAAGGAAAGAGUCGGAAACAUAUCUUAAAAUAAAAUCGUGCUGCUCUAGCUCAAAAAAGAAUGAAGGUGAACUGGAAUUAGUAGCUGAAAGAGAUGACGUGUAUAUUUUUACUUUAUUUAAUGACAUCCAAGUUUUACCGGUUAAUGUAUAUAUAGAGUUAGAAUUUCAUAGAAAAAACUACGACUUUACUCAAACUGUUGCCACCUGUACAUCAAAUAAUAAAAACUCUUGCUUCUUACCUGUUCCAUUUAACAGCAACAAUAGAAUAGCUUUAGAAGUACCUUUAGCUAAUGAACCCGGAGUAAUAUCAAAAAGUAAAGAAGUUGAAUGGAAAUGUGAAGCCAGAGUGUGGCUUUUUUGUUUAGUAUACAUUGGGGGUUUUCUCGCAACAGCAAUAGUAAUUAUUUUGGUGCGAUAUUUUUAUAUGAGAAUUCAACUACGUCGUACUUUUUUAAAGAGUCAAACUAAAUAUGUGCCGAACGAUAAAUAUAUACCAAAUUAUUCUAGUUACUAUGAUAAUUUUGGCCAGGGAGCAUUUACAGUUGGGAACAAUUAUUUAGAAAAUAACAUGACUGAUAUCUCAUCUAGAUCAUUAAACAGUGCAUCAAGAUUAACAAACAAGACACCUUCAAGAUUGACAAACAGAACAUCAUCAAGGUUAACAAACAGCUCAAGAUAUAUGUCAGGGUGGAAUACUGAGAGAACCGAUGUUGUCUCUGCAUGCAAUGUUAAAAAUAAAUCAGUUUCUGGAAUAUACGAUGAACAAAAAAUAGAUCAAACAGAUAGUGGUAUAUCUGAUGACCAAGAAUAUAGCCCUAUUGUUACUCAGUGUUCGACACCAAGUAUUCAUCAACCAGUUGAACCAUUAAACUCUUCAGCAAAAAAUAACCUAAUGCUUUUGCAAGACUUAAAAUUCGAUGAAGUAAAUUCUAUAAAAUAUCAAAGAAGGGCUCAGCUUGUUGCUGGUCCACGCGUUGAAAACAUUAUUCAAAAAAAAAAUCUCUCUGAAGAUGGUUUAUAUUUUCAAAAUUCACAAUAUCUUUAUCCUUCGGACAAUGAAAGAUCAAAAUAUGAAUAUCAGACUUUAAACAAAAGUUUUCAUAACCAAUGUUUUGAUAACGAUCAACUUUUAUUCGUUUAGAAUUAUUUUAUCAUUUUUUUUGAAAAAAAAUGGAGAACUUUUUUCUCAAGAAAAAUUUUUUGCUCGUAUGACGCCGAUAGGUAACAACAUAGUCUGGUCUCAGUUCCUAAAAAAAAGUAAAAAAGAAAAUUAAAUUUUUCUCACCCGAACUGAAUGGAAACGAAAAAAAAAGCGUCUCGUGGCUUAGAUUUUUUUUUUCAACAAGUCAUUUUUAUUAAACUUUGUAACCUUCCAUAAUGUAACAGAAUUGCUAAACAUGGUUUAGAACAUUAUUUUUAUAGCAGUUGUCUCAUUACUCUUUGUAAGAAUACAAUUAGAACAACUUUAAAAAGACAUGUAAAAGUUAUUAAAAGUGUUAUUUUUGUUUAA
This is a messenger RNA of Hydra vulgaris (swiftwater hydra), 3082 nucleotides long. RefSeq lists its product as uncharacterized. NCBI's taxonomy places the organism in Eukaryota, Metazoa, Cnidaria, Hydrozoa, Anthoathecata, Hydridae. The record is from RefSeq and is a predicted model, not a curated record.